AUUUUCCUCUUGUAGAGGAAUUUUUCAAUAAUAGAAAACAAGAAAACAAAUUGUGCAUUUUUACUAUUAAAUUGUGUAAAAAUAAUAGAAAACAAAUUGUGCAAAAAAAUAUCAGAAAGUUGCGUGGCCCCCGGAAUCGAUUUUCACUUGAAGCAUGGAUACAUAGAAUUGUGCCAGAAAUUUUUUGCUACAGGGCCUUUCCAACAAACCUAUGUGUCUUUUUUUUUAAAUAUUGUAGCCUUAAACUAAAUAAAGUUGUACAUUAAAAUAGAAAAUUAAUUACAAAGGAAAAAACAACAAAAGUUUAAAAAAUUACAAUUUGGAGUUUUUUUUACGUUUUUCAAGUGUCAAUUGUUUUGAACAAGAAGAAGCAUUGUGUUGAGUGAUUGUGUUUGUGUGUACGUGCGAUCGCCAAAAAAAGCAAGAAAAAAGACAAAACUUGCGCAACAUACACAUUCUUAUUUUAAUGUGAAAAGAAGAAAAUAAUAAAUAAAAAGUAGUACAAAUAAUAAAUCGUUUGAACCGUAUCAAGAGUAAUUGACAUAAAGCCCAGUUUCGUGAUAUGCAACAUCAGCAUCCACGCACAUUGGAAGCUUCGGCUGCUGCUCAUACAUCUGGAGGUGCUUCGUAUGAUGGUAAAAUUGCAGGCCUCUAUGAUCUGGAGGAGACACUGGGAUCUGGCCAUUUUGCAGUGGUCAAAUUGGCACGGCAUGUUUUUACGGGUGCCAAAGUUGCCGUUAAGGUAGUGGACAAGACAAAGCUAGACGAAGUAUCCAAGGCUCAUUUAUUCCAGGAAGUGAGAUGCAUGAAAUUGGUUCAACAUCCCCAUGUUGUACGUUUGUAUGAAGUCAUUGAUACACAAACUAAAUUAUAUUUAGUUUUGGAACUGGGUGAUGGUGGUGAUCUUUACGAUUACAUUAUGAAACAUGACGGUGGUCUUAAUGAACAGUUGGCACGUAAAUAUUUUCGACAAAUAUUACGUGCCAUCACAUACUGUCAUCAAUUACAUGUUGUUCACAGAGAUCUCAAGCCUGAAAAUGUGGUAUUUUUUGAAAAGUUGGGUGUUGUUAAGCUGACAGAUUUUGGUUUUAGUAAUAAAUUUUCGCCUGGUCAAAAAUUAGAAACCUUUUGUGGCAGUUUGGCCUAUUCAGCACCUGAAAUUUUAUUAGGCGAUUCUUAUGAUGCUCCGGCUGUUGAUAUUUGGUCUUUAGGGGUUAUUUUAUACAUGUUAGUUUGUGGUCAGCCACCCUUUGAAAAGGCAAAUGAUUCCGAAACUUUAACAAUGAUUAUGGAUUGUAAAUAUUCCGUUCCACCCCAUAUAUCAGCUACAUGCCGAAAAUUAAUCGCCUCUAUGCUAGUUAGAGAUCCUAAAAAACGUGCAACACUAGAGCAAAUAGCGUCAGACGAUUGGGUUAAAGAAAAUCCCGAAGGUGAUAACGCCGACUAUUUGCCUCUAAUAAGUCGGGAGCAAUUGAGCGAAGAAGAUCAUGCCUUCAUCAUACAAAAGAUGAUACAAGGCAAAAUAGCACCCAAAGAGGAUAUCUUACAAGCCUUAGAUAAGGAUAAAUAUAAUCAUAUAACAGCCACAUAUUUUCUAUUGGCUGAAAUGCGUUUACGCAAACGUAGAGAAGAACAACAUUUGAAACAAAAUCCUCAUUUGGCUCUAGGGAAAAAAAAUGUUAUUGGUGGUGUGGGGCGUGCUCAGGUGCCGGAUAAAAAAGCUAAACCUUUAGAGGGUGGCAAACAAAUGGUGGUGCCCAUUAAUAUUGUAUGUGCACCAGAGCCAAUACAAAAUGAAAUUAAAACGGACAAACGCACAAGAAAAUGUAGUAUUGUGCGCGAAGAGGACGAGGAGGAGUCAUCAAAUGAAUUAUCCUGUGAAGGUAAUGAAUUAAAAGUUGCCACUACUAGACGGGAAUCCAUAUCGGAUGGGCGUUUAAAUCGUUCAGUACAGGAAAAGUGUUCAAACGUUGUGGCCGUUGUUGGGUCUGGCAACAAGGGUGGCUGUGAUAUUGAUGCAGACACUGAGAUGGACACACAAACCAAAAUGGUUGUAUCUGUUGAUGCUGCGCUGGCGCAGAAACUUAAACAAAUUGAAAAGGGUACAACCAAUGAGGAUGGAGACUCAGCACAACAGCCAAGUGAAUCAUUGGACAAGUCUCUUGAAAUGCAGGAUACUUUGCGGGGCCUAAAAGAAUUGGAAAUAGGAAAAUUGAAACAUCUGCCCGGUAAAAAUCCUGUAUUAACACACAGACGUCACACAAAAUUGAAUAAAAUACGCACGCCUUCAUGUAGCAGUUCAGAAGCUUCUGAUGACGACACAAAAAGUCGCAGUAAAAAGAAGAUGCACAAACUGGUGGGUGAUACGCCAACACGAUUUCGUAUGCAUCGUCGCGAUUCACAUGAUGAUUCUAGUGAUUCCCAGGACCAGGGUUUCCCCACAGCUGGACAGCAUGGUGGUCAUGAUUUGAUUGCAACCUCCAAUGCAAGCAACAAAAAAGAGGGACAAAAUCAGCAGAAUAAAUCUGAAUCAGAUACGCGCAAUAAAUCUUCUCAUACUCAUUCACAUCAGCAUUCACACAAGCAUAAAAAUAAACAACCCAAAGAUAGUCUGGAGAAGCACAAUUCGUUGGUGGAGAAAAAACAAUUGGCGUCAUUAAAUCAAAAUGUGCGACGAAGACGAAUACGUGAAAGUCAAUCGCUAGAUCGCAUCACAGAGGCUCAAGAGUAUGAGAUGAGGCAUCAACACAAUCAUCAUUAUCAUCAUCGUCUGUCAUACUCGGAAACAGAACGCUACACUUAUGAGCAACGUAACUCUCUAUUCAAUUUGCAUACAUUUCCUGAGGCAAAGGAAGAAGAAUGUGACGAUAACGAUGCCAGCAGUAAUUGCGGUGGAGGUGAAAACAAUUCAGAUUUUGCCAAUCAAGCAGAGCAAUUAAGAAAUUCAUUAAAUACCCUUAAAAUUCAUUGUGGCGGUAGUGGUGGCGGCGGAGUGUGUAGUAGCGUUGGGAGUGGCGGUGAAGAGAGUACAACAAAUUCGAAUACAAGUAGUUUAAAAUCCUCCCAUACCCAUAGCUCUGCAAGCAGCAUUUACAAAUUAAAUUCCAUAGAAGAAAUCGAUUUGAUUCUCAAAGAGAAGAGCUUAACUAAAACCAUACAGGCCACUAGCUCAAAGUGUUUUGUAACUAUACGAAAAAUACGUAAAUUAGGCAAGUAUUUUCCGGUAGUAAAUUUUUCGUAAUAAAUCCAAGUUCUAAAAUAACAAUUAAAUCAAACAAUCGAUCGAUUCGAUUCAAAGGAAUGUGGUCAAAAUCAACACAUACAAACUUAAACUUAUUGAAAGACGCCAACCAACAAGACGCAGUAUUUGGUUAAAAAACACAAACACACAGAUAAUGUUGUUCAGUUUACAUUAACAAUAUUUAUAUAAAGAAACCCUUAAAAAUAAUUGUGGUAAAAAACCUUUGCAUUCAUAUUCAAUAUGUGUCGUACUUGUCGUACUAUCAUCGUCGUAUCUUUAGAGUUACAUAAAUACAUACAAUAUAUCGCCUGUUUAUUAGAGACUAGUAAAUUACAAAAUACAAAACAUGAAAAUAAAUUCAGAAGAAAAAAAAUCCAGAAAUACAUAUUAAACACACAAAAAAUCAAAUAAUAUUAUUAUACAUACAUACAAACUUAUAUAUUUCUAUAUUUGCAUAGUUUAUUUUUAAUUUAAUAUUAAAAUUAAGUGUAAUCUAUUACUCUAUACAUUACUUACUGUAUUCUUCAUCCAUACAAAUUAUUACUUACUACCUUACCUAAAUCCAUAAAACUAUUACUUAUCAAAACGCAAAAAUACAUGCAUGUCAACAUUCUCCCAUACUCUCUCCAUCCAUCCCUCUUCAUCAUCAAUCACCAUCUUCAAAUAACAACAAACCAUACAUUCAAUUCAAUAUUUAUUUGUUGAUCAAUUGAUAAUGAUAGAAAAUCAACACAUACAAUACAUACAUACUAUAAAAAUAAAUAUUUGUGUAAUAACUAUUAAAAAUAAAAAUAAAACUACAACAACAAAACAAUUCUUAAAAAAGUAAUAAUAAAAUAAUAGAUGAUCUUGAA
Molecule: messenger RNA, 4095 nt
Organism: Calliphora vicina (urban bluebottle blowfly)
Lineage: Eukaryota; Metazoa; Arthropoda; Insecta; Diptera; Calliphoridae
Gene: Snrk
Product: SNF related kinase
Exons: 9
Coding region: 563-3241 (892 amino acids)
Biological process (GO): intracellular signal transduction; protein phosphorylation
Cellular component (GO): cytoplasm
Molecular function (GO): protein serine/threonine kinase activity; ATP binding
Source: RefSeq, a predicted model, not a curated record